Messenger RNA from Phytophthora infestans T30-4, 825 nucleotides. RefSeq names its product aquaporin, putative. The coding region runs from base 1 to 825 and encodes 274 amino acids. The transcript has a single exon. Gene Ontology annotation, biological process: glycerol transmembrane transport; water transport. Gene Ontology annotation, molecular function: water channel activity; glycerol channel activity. The record is from RefSeq and is a predicted model, not a curated record. Gene Ontology annotation, cellular component: plasma membrane. NCBI's taxonomy places the organism in Eukaryota, Oomycota, Peronosporomycetes, Peronosporales, Peronosporaceae.
AUGGCAGAAUACAAGCCUGGUUUCGGUGGCUAUGCUGACCUCGAAGGCAAUGGUCGACUAGCACCCUUCGCGAUUCGUAACCCAGACAUGCGCGCUUACAUGGCUGAAUUCGUCGGUACUUUUAUCCUCGUGCUGAUCGGUGACGGCUCCGUGGCCCAGUUCGUGCUUAGUAAGAGGGCUGCUGGUGACUAUCUUUCGGUAAAUCUCUGCUGGGGUAUCGCACUUCUCUUCGGGGUUCAUUUCUCGGGUGGUGUUAGCGGUGGUCAUCUCAAUCCUGCAGUCAGUGUGGCCAUGGCAAUAUUCAAGCGCUUCGAGUGGCGCAAAGUUCCGGGCUACAUCAUCGCGCAGACAAUGGGGGCGUUCGCUGCUGCGUUGGUGCUCUUCAUCGUCUACUACCCGUGGCUCGACAUCGUCGACCCCGAGCGCGAAUUCACUCAGGGAAUCUUUGCCACAUACCCAAACCCACAGAUCCCGAACUGGGCUGCGUUCGCUAACGAAGUCAUCGGUACGGCUCUGCUAGUUAGUGGCAUCUUCGCGUUGUGUGACCAAAUCAACAAACCUGCCAGUCCCUACAGUUUCCCCGGUGCUGUGGGUCUACUACUGACAGGCAUCGGUAUGUCGUUCGGCCUCAAUACAGGCUACGCUCUUAACCCCGCUCGCGACUUCGGUCCGCGCCUUCUGACGUUUUUCGGCGGCUGGGGUUGGAAGGUGUUCUCGUCGCACGGUGGGUACUUCUGGAUCCCCAUUUUGGGCCCGUUCAUAGGUGCAGUGCUGGGUGCGGCCAUGUAUGUAGGCCUCGUUGAGCUCCACCACCCGCCCCAGUAG